Messenger RNA from Ceraceosorus guamensis, 2234 nucleotides. RefSeq lists its product as hypothetical. The record is from RefSeq and is a predicted model, not a curated record. NCBI's taxonomy places the organism in Eukaryota, Fungi, Basidiomycota, Exobasidiomycetes, Ceraceosorales, Ceraceosoraceae. The transcript has 5 exons. Bases 68 to 2092 code for a protein of 674 amino acids. Gene Ontology annotation, molecular function: GTPase activator activity. Gene Ontology annotation, biological process: activation of GTPase activity.
CGGCGCCCAAGUACGUUGGCCGGGUCCUGCUGCUGUGCUCGUUCGUGAGAUGUGCGUUGUGUGAGAAAUGAGUACUCAGAAGAGUCAAAUCCCGAUCGGAGUCACGAGUGUCGAGCGACAGAUGUACGGGCUGUGCGUCACAAGCGAAGAAUAUGCCAGCGAGAGCAAGAGCGAAAGCGCACAGAGUCGUGAGUGUCUCUCACAACACCAGCACCGCGUUGCGCGCGACGUUGAGGACGAUAGGCAGGCAGGUAAGAUGAGCAGGACUGCGAAUGGAAGUCACAGCGCAGCGGCGUCGGUGGAAGAGUACAUCGAGAUUCUCAGCGCGGAGCAGCAUGUGGAUCUGGACAAGCUGCGAGACUACGCCAGGCACGGAUGCCAGCCGCAAGUCAGAGGGGAGGUGUGGCUGUACUUGUUGGGCGUACUGUCGGAUGACAAGAGUCAAGAGAUGACGUCGGUCAGAAGCAAAUAUCUGGAGUACGAACAGCUGGACAAGCAUCAUCCGGCACUCGAAAAGAGGAUCAGGGGCGAGUGUGCCAGGUACUACCAGAGAAGACUGGUCAGGCGCACCCCACUGAGUCGUGGCCUGGCGAGAAGCGCGCAACGCAUUCCUCAUCGACCAUCCUCACAGGCCACGUCGGGCAUAUACUCCAUGCCAUGGCAGGAAAAUCAUCAUCCAUAUCACGUCUCGCACGAAUUGCAACUCGCCUCCGGCAGCAGUGAACCCAGCGCUUCUCGAGACUCGGCGUUGAGCAGCGCCACAGGCACUCGCGAACGUGGGCCCAACCGCAUUGAUGGAGCAUUGGCGAACGCCCGCGUCGGAAUCAUGGGUGGGAUUGGCAGCUCCGGAAUGCUGGGGUCACAUGAAGACGAAGACCCGGUAGCAGCGGCGGGCGAAGAGCUCAAGCGGUUUUCGGCAGCUGUCGGCAGCGUUGUAUGCGCUCAUCUCAAUCGAUGGGACCACGACAGCGGCAGGCGCACAGAGAGGAAAGACUCCGUCAUUUUACCCCCGUUCAAGACUGUACAUAGCGAUAGCGGAUCGGAUCACAGCUCCUCCGGUAGCGAAGGAGAUGAUCCGCACGAGCUUCGACAAGCCUCGACAUCGAGAUUGUCCAGUUGGCCGCCCUUCGAGGCAAGCUCAAGCCAGCAAGAGAGUGCGGAACGCACAGCCACCACUUCACAAUCUUCAUCGAGUACCAACUUCGGGAUGCACGAGCACGAAACUGCACCACUGAGCGCAAGCCCAUCCCAGGAAAGCCAAGGUGCUUCCUCUGCGCACUUAGAAGCCCGCAAUGAUCACUCAGGAAUGGCUUCCAAUGCUAACUUGACUUCAACGAUGCGGCCUGGCGCGAGCUUGCCUCGAGAGUAUGAAUGGGCUCACUCUGGACCAGCUAUCGCUGUGAACUCCACCACGGCAUUCGAUGGUGUCAGCCGCGGUCAGUCUGUCAGCUCCGUCGUUGCUGCUGACCACUUCCGACAUCGCUCCAGCUUGGGCGAUGGGGCACCUGAGGCGGCCACCGAGGGGGUGGCAAGCGUUUCGCCCCAAGCACGUGAAGGCACCACAACAGCACCACGCGCCACCUUCGAGGGCUUCAGUCCAGAUCUCAUUUUUCUAUGCGCACCCUUCGUGAAAUGCGUGAGGGUGGAAGCUGGUAUGUUCUUUGCUUUCGACAAAUUGAUGAGCAUGAUUGACAAAUACAACGCUCGCAAUCCCUUGCCCGCCCAAGUGUCUGGAUUCCUGACACUCUUUCGAACCACUCUACCUGACCUCUACGCAUACUUUGAAGAGGAAGAGGUAGACGUCGUUGCUUUCGCGACCAGCUGGCUGAGGCAUCUGCUAGCCGGCGAAAUGCAGAUGGAUGACCUGCUCCGCCUAUGGGACACCUAUUUCGCUAUUCCCGACCCGCUUGACUUGCACCUCUUUGUUUGCAUCGCCAUCUUGACAAAUUGCAAAGACGCACUAGAAGAGUUGGAUCAAUCGGAAGCUAAGAGCAUGCUCUAUAGCCUGCCACAAUUGGAUGUCGAUCGGAUCUUGCAGGAAGCUCGCAAUAUCCAAGUAUCGGUCCGACAAUCCCAGGCAGAAUCUCUCUGAGUGCCUAAAUUAGCCAGCUCUUGCCGCAAGACAGCUACCCUAUGUCAUCGACACCCACCCGUCGCACGUGCAGGCGUGGUCGCGACGCAAAUGAGUGACUUGAUCAUCUGUAUAAAUUCAAACAAUGCGCGCAGCUACCGAA